Glycine soja is the source of this 1932-nucleotide messenger RNA. RefSeq names its product alpha-L-arabinofuranosidase 1-like. Gene Ontology annotation, molecular function: alpha-L-arabinofuranosidase activity. Gene Ontology annotation, biological process: L-arabinose metabolic process. The record is from RefSeq and is a predicted model, not a curated record. NCBI's taxonomy places the organism in Eukaryota, Viridiplantae, Streptophyta, Magnoliopsida, Fabales, Fabaceae. Bases 1 to 1932 code for a protein of 643 amino acids. The transcript is spliced from 17 exons.
AUGUCUCUUUCUUUUAAGAUUUUUCUUGUUUGCAUAACGUGCUUCACAGUUUGUUGCUUUGCAGAACAAACUUCAACCUUGAUCAUUGAUGCUAUAGCUACGAGAAAAAUUCCAGAUACUUUCCUUGGAGCAUUUUUUGAGGAGAUCAAUCAUGCAGGAGCUGGGGGAUUGUGGGCUGAGCUUGUGAGGAAUAGAGGUUUUGAAGCUGGAGGCUCCAAUGUUCCCUCAAAUAUUUAUCCAUGGUCUAUUAUUGGAGAUGAUUCAACCAUACUUGUCUCAACUGAUCGUACCUCUUCCUUUGAGCGAAAUAAAGUUGCAUUAAGUAUGAAAGUUCUUUGUAAUGAAUCUAAUCCUUGCCCAUCGGGUGGUGUUGGCAUCUCAAAUCCUGGUUACUGGGGCAUGAAUAUCGAGAAAGGGAAGAAGUACAAAGUAGUCUUCUAUGCUAAAGCAGAUGGUGCAAUUAACCUAAACGUUUCAUUUGUUGGAACGGAGAAAGGUGAAAAGUUGGCUUCAAAUAACAUUAGAUCUUAUAAACAUAAUGUUACAAAUUGGACAAGGAUGGAGGUUAUAAUAGAAGCCAAGGCUACAAAUCAUAAUGCAAGUCUUCAAAUAACAACAAGCAAGAGUGGAUUUGUGUGGUUAGACCAAGUGUCUGCAAUGCCCUUAGACACAUAUAAGGGUCAUGGUUUCCGAAAGGAUCUUUUCCAAAUGGUAGCAGAUUUGAAACCAAAAUUUUUCAGAUUCCCCGGUGGGUGUUAUGUUGAAGGAGAUUAUUUAAGAAAUGCAUUUAGGUGGAAAGACACAGUUGGACCAUGGGAAGAGAGACCAGGACACUAUGGAGAUGUAUGGAAUUAUUGGAGUGAUGACGGAUUUGGUUUCUUUGAGGGCCUUCAAUUAGCUGAGGAUCUUGGUGCAUUGCCAGUGUGGGUGUUUAACAAUGGUAUUAGCCACCACGAUGAAGUCAAUACAUCUGCCAUCGCGCCUUUUGUGCACGAAGCUCUGGACGGAAUUGAGUUUGCUAGAGGUUCUCCCGAAUCAAGAUGGGGAUCUCUUAGGGCUUCCAUGGGACAUCCCAAGCCAUUUGACUUGAGAAUUGUUGCAAUUGGAAAUGAAGAUUGUGACAAGUUUAACUACAAAGGAAAUUAUCUUAAGUUUUAUGAUGCCAUAAGACGUGUUUAUCCAGAUAUUCAAAUUAUUUCAAACUGUGAUGGCUCUGAAAACCCUUUAGAUCAUCCGGCUGAUCUUUACGAUUUUCAUAUUUAUACAAAUGCUGAGGACAUGUUUUCGAAGUCUACUAAGUUCGAUAAUGUAUCACGAUAUGGUCCAAAGGCGUUUGUGAGUGAGUAUGCUGUUUGGCAGGACGAUGCCGGAAAUGGAACACUUUUGGCUGCCGUGGCUGAAGCUGCAUUCCUUAUUGGACUAGAAAAGAAUAGUGAUAUCGUCUCCAUGGUCAGCUAUGCACCGCUCUUUGUAAACGCAAAUGAUAGAAAGUGGACGCCGGAUGCAAUUGCAUUUGACUCUUAUCGGCACUAUGAAACUCCCAGUUAUUGGGUGCAAUGUCUUUUUAUUCCUUCGAGUGGAGCAACUUUGCUUAAUUCAACACUCCUCAGUUCUUCUAAUAAAUCCCUUGCUGCUUCUGCAAUUGAGUACACAAACCCUGCAAAUAAGAAGAAUUACCUGAGAAUAAAGGUGGUAAACUUUGGAGAUCAUACAGAGAACCUUAGAAUUUUUGUAAAUGGAUUGGAUUCAAAAGUGCAACAAUCUGGAUCAACAAAGAUAGUGCUCACAGCGCCUAAUGUAAGAGAAGAGAAUUCUUUCUCAGAACCAAAGAAGAUUGUGCCACAACACACUUCACUUGAGGCUGCAAGUGAAGACAUGAAUGUUAUACUUUCUCCUUACUCAGUUACAUCAUUUGAUCUAUUAAUUAAGUAG